ACCCCCCCCCCGCCGUUCUGUUUCGCACCAAAAAGCGACUGAAAACAAAAAAGAAAACCCCCAACAAGGCCAGAACAAGUUAGCCCCCCCAAAAUGGCCGGAACUCACCCGAUCCACAUCCAUCCCGUACGGCCAUUAUACGCAGUGUCAGCGAAGCUGCUGGGUGCUUCGAUGUGGUUUUUCUUGAUGUAUCGGGCCAAGAAGGAUGGGGCAGUGUUUCUGGGGCUGAAGCAUCCCUGGGAUCACUAGGUGACGGCGAAGGGAGUUGUCCACCGGAGUUGCACUGUACAGACGGGUGAAGGGAGUGGUAGGGUUUUUGUUGGUACUUGAUCGAAGCUCAGUUUAUGGGCAAAUUGCUUCUGUUUU
Molecule: messenger RNA, 366 nt
Organism: Tuber melanosporum (Perigord truffle)
Lineage: Eukaryota; Fungi; Ascomycota; Pezizomycetes; Pezizales; Tuberaceae
Exons: 3
Coding region: 94-249 (51 amino acids)
Cellular component (GO): mitochondrial inner membrane
Source: RefSeq, a predicted model, not a curated record